Molecule: messenger RNA, 1797 nt
Organism: Chelonoidis abingdonii (Abingdon island giant tortoise)
Lineage: Eukaryota; Metazoa; Chordata; Testudines; Testudinidae
Product: beta-1,3-galactosyltransferase 5-like
Biological process (GO): protein O-linked glycosylation
Cellular component (GO): Golgi membrane
Molecular function (GO): N-acetyl-beta-D-glucosaminide beta-(1,3)-galactosyltransferase activity
Source: RefSeq, a predicted model, not a curated record
UGUGUCCUUUCUGACUGCUUUGCCCAUGCAUGUUCCAGAUGACCUUUCCAUCACACCUACCCUCUGAUGCAGCGCAUGCAUGAGACAGCCAGUGACCCUGCUAAGUAAAGCCUCUUCCAUGUGCUUCACUGGCUCUUGUGCAGGCUCGCCGCAGGAGGGAUGCAUGGUGCUGAGGAAUUUCCUCCCUGCCUUGUCUUCUCUCCCUAGCCAGGCAGGGCUGGUGUAAUUGUUGGAGCUGUCGUGCUUACGAUGCCUGUUGUUUCCAUCUCCCAUGGCACUGAUGCAUCCGUGGGGCUUAAAAGGGCUGAUGUGUGUCAGUGGCCUUCUCUCACUCAUCCUGCUCUGGUGCCUGCUGGUCAUGACAGCUGACGUCCAGAAGAGAUGGCAGCUAUCCAGUCGCUUCCCCAUCUUCCGAGGGAAGCUGCCCAGAAGGUCUCGCUUUGGGGCCAUUGAAGCUGUCCAGAGAGGGGUGGACUUUCCAUCUCUGUUCACCAGCUCUCACACAGAUCCUCAUUGUGAGCCUGGACAGCUGCUCCUGAUCCUCGUGACUUCAGCCCCAGGGAAUUCAGAGCCCAGGCAAGUGAUCAGGAGAACCUGGGCUGCCCACGAGGGACCGAGAGCACACCAAUGGCAGUCCAUGUUCUUAGUCGGCCAGUCUGCAGACAUUGGGGUAGCCCAGGGCAUCCAGAGAGAGCAGCAGGAGUUUGGGGACAUCCUGAUUGGGAAUUAUCAGGACACCUAUCGGAACCUCACCCUGAAGGUCAUGCAUGGGUUUAAGUGGGUGGCUGAGCGGUGCCGGCCCAGCUACAUUCUAAAGACGGAUGAUGACUGCUUCGUCAACACUGACCGGCUGCCGGAGUUCCUGCUGGAGCACAACACUAUUAAGACGGGCCUGUAUGCAGGAUCCCUCUUCUCCCGGGAGAAGCGGCAGGUCAUCAGAGAGCCUUCCAGCAAAUGGUACGUCUCCAGGCAAGACUACCACUUAGACGAAUACCCGCCAUACGCCAGUGGCAUCGGCUACAUCCUGUCUCUGGAUGCCGUUGAGCGAAUCCUGUGGGCAGCAGAACAUGUCCACCCCAUCCCGGUGGAAGAUGCCUACGUGGGCAUCUUGGCUGAGAGGGCUGGGAUCCAGGUGAAAUCCAGCGCGCGCUUCGCCAAGCACAACGUGAGGUGGCGGGUGUGUAACUACCGCUACCUGAUGGUGAUUCAUCACCUGAGCCCACAGGAGCAGGAGGUGGCCAAGGGGAGCAUGCUACAGGCUCGGAGUGCCUGCCAUGACAGCCUGGAGGUCACCAGGUGGAAGUGAGCCACUGUCUGCCAGGAGGGCUGGCAAGGGACCUGGCAACCUCAUGCCUGUAGCACAGUCUGAAGAGGUUAUACAACUGGUGCUCAGUUUACUCCCCUCAAGCCCCAUCCCAGGCACUGGGGUGGGAGUCGUCAUCAGGCCCUGCGAUGCGCUCUUGCCAGGCACCUCAGCUGUCUUACCCUUCCAUUGUUACGGGCUUCCAGAGAGUGAAAUGGCCCUGUCCGGAUUGCCUGGCAGGCAGCAUCUUACUCACCACAGAAACACGAGGUUGGGGCUGGGAGUCAGGAGCUCUGGAGUGGGAGUCUCAGCUCUGCUACUAACCUCAGGCCAAUAACUGACUGAUCCUGUGCCUCAGUUUUCCCACUUGUAAAGUGGGAAUAACUAUCUGACUCAGCUCCUAGAGCCUGUGGAGAUUAAUUGGCUCAUUCUGUAGGCAGGAGCGGCGCCAGGGUUUUUGGCGCCCUAGGCAGAGGUCCUUCUGCGCUCCUGGG